AUGGUAAAAUGUUCCUUGCCACAUAGACAUGUCUAUCCCUACGUCCAGUUGGGAAAGCACAAAGUGUAUGUUACUGAAGACACAGAGCAACGGAUCAGGAUGGAGAAGGUGAUUCGUUACCAGAAAUAUAACGAUCAGCCUGAUAACAAUGAAAUCAUGCUGAUCAAGCUGAGCAUGCCUGCCAUCUUCAGCAAGUAUAUAAAGACAAUCCCUCUGACAACCAGCUGCACUUCUGCAGGGGAGCAGUGCUUGGUUUCUGGAUGGGGCAAAACUGAAGUUGGCCCUGCUUCUGUCCUGCAGUGUUUGAAUUUGCCUGUACUCUCGAAGAUGCAGUGUAAGGGUGCAUAUGGCACGAAAAUAACUGAAAACAUAUUCUGCGCUGGAUUCAUGGAGGGAGGCAAAGACUCGUGUCAGGGGGAUUCUGGUGGCCCUGUAGUGUGCAACGGUAAACUAAAAGGUGUUUCCUUUGGUGAAGGCUGUGCUCAGCCAGGGUUUCCUGGGGUUUAUACUGAGGUGUGUCGCUACACUGACUGGAUCAAAGACAUCAUAACUAACUCUUUGUUCAGCCUGGUUGGUCCUUUACAUGUUCAUUUUCCUAAUAAGAUGCAAUUAAAUUCAGUUUAAAGCAUGUGCGUGCGUGUGUGUGCGCGCGUGCGUGUGUGUGCGCGCGCGUGUGUGUGUGUGUGUGUUUGUGUGUUUCUAUCUAUCUUUUAUUUUUAUAAGGACAUUAUGUUUUUGAGCAUUUUUUUUUUUUAACCCUCAUGCACUGUUCGAUUUUUGGCGACUGCCUAUAUAUAUGGUCCGGGUCAAAUUGACCCUAAUUGGAUUCAAUACAAUUCCCCAAAAAUCACACUAUGAAAAAAAAAACAUACAAUCAUGUAAAUAACUUUUAAUAUCAAUACUUUUCACACAUUACAAACAGUAAAUAUCUGAAUUUAUGAUUUAUAAAAAUGUUUUAAGCACUAUUUUUAAGACUGCCCCUCCUCCCACACGUGGGACAUUUACCAUUAUACAUUUAUAACAAUAUCUUAGUCUAAACCUAAAGUAAUCUUGACAAACUAUAUAUCAUUUGAAAGCUUUCAGACUUUCAGCUUUCAUAUUUUCAAAAGAAAUGACAAAGCAAUAGAUAAAUAGUGAUAGAUUCUUCAUUUGUGAUGUGGUGCCAAACUAUAACACACGCUCUGAUUCUUUCUGUAUGUUUUUUAUGUGCUUCAGGGAUUGAAUUCAAAUCAAAUAUUAACAUUACUGCCUAAACGUCUUCUAAAUAGGAUGUGUACUUCAUAAAUAUUUUGAAAAGUAUGGAAAAAUAUGGUUCAGAUCACUCAAACCAUAUAUGGAAAUCGAAGACUCCUUAUAUGGUCACUGGUGGCGUAAUGGAGGGAGCGGGACGACGGAGUUGGAGAUCCACAUGCAGGCUUUAUUUACAGGAAGAGCGUAGUCGUACAGGCAGUAGGUCAAACACCAGCAAACAGUAACAGUAAGGCAAGGCAAAAGAGUAAUCCAAAACACAGGCACAGAUCAAGGCAGGCAGCAAACAAGGAAACAGUCCAGGGUCAAAACACAGGCUAGGCAAGACAAGGCAGGACAAGGAACAAAUGGAAUGCAAACCAAUGGCUAAACAGAAGACAAGGCAGAAACAAUACUCAGCAAUGUGUGUGUAUGAGUGCAGCUUAUAAAGGUUCACUGAUAGGAAACAGGUGUGAGUGCAUGAGGUCACCGUGAUUUUGCCAAGUAAGACAUGUUCUUGGAUCAACAUAUUUUGUUGAUCCUGGAACAACAUUCCAGUCUGAAAAUUUAGUCUUAACCCUAUUCCUACCCCUAAACCUAAUCCUACCCAUAACUUACCCCUAAAAUCAGAGGGGAAAGAUAGGUGAAUAACAUUGAUGUAGAAGCACCUAACCCUGGUUGUAAGCCUAAACUUAACAUAAACGGUAAACUUGUCCCUCAAAUCUGAUUGGUUGAUUGGAAUGUUGUUCCAGGAACAUGUCUUACUUGGCAAAAUCACGGUGACCGUUCUGUGACACCCACAACAGUAACAACGUAUACAAUUUCUGUAUGCACGAUUUAUUCAUGUAUUUUUGCCCUUGAAACCACAAUUUUAAAAUUUGACAUUGUGACAUUUUAAUGAAAUUCCUUGCAAAUUCUUGUAAAUGUAAUGCAAAAUAUGUAAUUCUCAUUUCCGUAUUGUAAACAAAUAUAAACUAUUAUAUAUUAUGGUGGUGUACUGCCAUUUAAUAUAUUCUGAUUUAAAACAUAAUAAUAAAGGAACAAUUAAUGCAUUACAUGAGAAUCAUUUUCUGAGACAUUUUCCAUGGGGGUAUAAAAUGUUUUUGUGGUGUUUGGGCUGGGUGUCUGGAGACACCCUUUAAAGGGAGGGAUAUGUAAGGCUGGUAUUUGGUUGGGCUCUUUGUUUUCAUGUGCCAUUCCCACAUUUUCCUUGUUUAUGCCAUGUAUUUUGUUUUAAUUUUUUUACAUUAUUGGUUCAUUGGUUUGAUUAGAUUCAGGUGUUGUUCAUUUGCUCAUUAGUAGUCUGUGUAUUUAUAGCUGAUUUUCCCGUGCGUCUUUGUCUAGCUUUGUCAUCUUUUGAUGCUGUAGUCCUCUGUUGUGAAUUUCAUGUUCAUGCCAUGUUUUAUUUAGUCAAGUUUGUUAUGUUUAUUUUCAAGUUAUUGCUUCAUUUGUACAUCUUUUGAAUCAUGGAAUA
Molecule: messenger RNA, 2701 nt
Organism: Ctenopharyngodon idella (grass carp)
Lineage: Eukaryota; Metazoa; Chordata; Actinopteri; Cypriniformes; Xenocyprididae
Product: trypsin I-P1-like
Exons: 4
Coding region: 1-624 (207 amino acids)
Biological process (GO): proteolysis
Molecular function (GO): serine-type endopeptidase activity
Source: RefSeq, a predicted model, not a curated record